Molecule: messenger RNA, 5783 nt
Organism: Heterobilharzia americana
Lineage: Eukaryota; Metazoa; Platyhelminthes; Trematoda; Strigeidida; Schistosomatidae
Source: the annotation of a GenBank genome assembly
GUCCAAGGCGCACAGUUUAAUGUAUCGUCUUGCUAGUAUGAGUUUGUGUGUCCCUGCAUACAGGUGUACUUUGAUCCUACUGUUACUAAAUUCGAUAUAUGGUCAUGAGCUGGAAUUUAUUGAUGAACCAAGUGAUGCUUAUGGGUUGGAGAACCAACAGAUUACACUCAGUUGCUCUGCUGUAGGUCCCCCAAAUAUUACGAUAACAUGGCACAAACUGGACAACAUUUCUUCCUCACCUGGUUCCAUAAAAGUGAUCGGAAAUGCUGUAUACUCCUCAAUCAGUUUCCAGCUGACUGGCGAUAAUGAGGGUGAAUACUUUUGCAAUGCAUCUAACACCUUGCACUGGAUACAAUCUAAGAAAGUGAGUGUAAAGAUCGCAUUCCUCAACGAAAAGUUCAACUUGGAACCUCAAAGCAAGGUAGCAAAUGUCGGGGAUACAGUCCUUCUUGAAUGUGCUCCACCUUUUGGACUUCCUAGUCCUAUUAUUGAAUGGUUUAAGGAUAAUUCAUCCUUGUUACCCAACAAUCGACUACAGAUUAUGGAUGAUGGAAGUUUACGGAUUGAUAGAAUAACAUGGCAAGAUUCUGGUUACUAUACGUGUUCUGCCAAGUCUUUUGCUUAUCGUCGAGAAAGCGUUAGAGCGCGUCUUACUGUUCGACAACGUCCUUAUUUUAUUAUGUCUCCCAAGAGUCAGUCAGUACCAGUACAUAGCGUUUUUGAAAUGAGCUGUCGUGCUGCUGGUGAACCUCCACCUGUUGUGGUUUGGCGUAGGGAGCCUUCUUCGCCCGGAAUUCCAUACUCACGUGUUCGGCUGCUUUUGGGCGGAACACUUCGUUUCGUAAGUGUCCAAACAAAUGACUCCGGGUAUUAUGUUUGCCGUGCAGUUAGUUCAGCUGGCAUUGUUGAAGCAGUGGCCUACGUAGAUGUUGUUUCACCUCCCGGCUUGAUAGUUACACCUCCGAGUAGACUUAGCACGUAUGAAGGCAAUCGUAUUGAGUUAUUUUGUAGUGCAGUAGGUUCCCCAUCUCCCGAUGUUCGUUGGUUGCAAUGGUCAACUAAAAAAUAUUUUUUCCCAUCCGCGUCUGAAUUGGGGCGUAUUCAUGUCACAAAUUCCGGUAACCUUAUUAUACUUGCAGCUAGACCAGAAGAUACUUCUACUUAUGAAUGUCGUGCUUCAUCUCCUGUUGGUUUAACGCGGACGUUGACCGAUAUUCAGGUGCAGUUCAAUCCAAAGCUCAUUCCUGGUCGCAUUGGUGCUGUUUCGAAUUCUCAUAUUUUCGGUGGCUUAUUUGUCAGUCCGAAAGCAGUAAGGAUCGUUUGCGGAGUGCCGUCGGAUCCUAUUUUUAAUUCUGUAUAUGGAUCCAAGUCUCUUGCUAGAGAAAAAGAAAUAAGUAUGAAAUCACACAUCAUGUGGCUUUAUAACGGUGAAUCAAUUUCAAAAUUAAGUUCGUCAAACUCUCGGGUUUCUGUUGAAACCGAUGGCUCCUUACUUCUUUAUCCUUUCCAACCGGAAGAUGUUGGGAACUAUACUUGCUCGGUGUACCGGAAAGUAAGUCACAGGUUUGCACAGUACGCAUUUAUUGUGAGCUUAAACGACUAUAAUAAUUCCGUUUAUCAUCCUCAUACACUAGCAGAUUUACCGUCGCCUCCAGUGGAUGCAAGAAUCAUGGGUAUCGGUGACACGUGGUUAAUCUUAAAGUGGUCAGACAGCAAUCCAUCAGAAUCAUCAAGCUAUAGAGUAUUUGUUUUGCCGCAAAUUUAUUCAUCGUCAUCAGCUCAUUCAGCACAACAUCCUGAGGGCUUAGAUCACACCAAGGUUACUGAAGAUCGUAUAAAGUCAGGCAGGAGUCAGAAGUCUAGUGAGUUGUCUUUUAGACUGGAUAAAUGGUUGACUGCAGUUGAAAAAACCUACCUUACACAAGUCCGCAUCACGGGAUUAGUACCUGAUACUGGUUACUGGAUUGAAGUCAGAAAAGUUAAUAAUUGGGGGAUGAGUUCUGGAGUUUUGGUACCUAAUAUAGUUUAUACUAUGAAAAAACCAUCUGACGUUAGGUAUCCAUAUGCAUCAAAAGUUAAUGGGACCCUUUCUGAUUUAUCUUUGAAACACCCUGGCGCAAUGUUUCCUGGUGGUCAGACAGCAGUUGAUUUCCAAGAACUUGUGUCGACAUUUCAAUCUAUCGAUUUACAUCGCAUAUCCAUACGAACCCUUACGUCAUCUGAGCUUCUAGUGAGUUGGGCUGCUCGGUCUUCCAAUGAAGUUCUUAAACGUAUUGACGGGUUCAGGAUAAAUGUUCGAUCUGUUCCGAUGUCACGUUGUAUAGCUGCUGUUACAUCCAAACCACCAAGUUUUCUAUCUUCUGCUCAUGGAAAUAGUGAACAGCAUGGGUCCGUAGAUAUUUAUGAUAAUGAAUAUAGUGAUUUUUCAUUCGCCAGCUCAAUUCAUUGUAGUUUUACAUCUUCGAAACUUCUUGAGCAAACUGUUUUGAUGGCCAAUACUAAUUCGCUGCAUUUGAAUAACAAGGAUAUGGGGGUGGGAGAACAAGAAUCACAAAGCAUUAUUGUCAUGCAAAGUGUAUCUCGAGAUUACCCUGAUGCUAAAGCAGUUGUAGGGGGUUUGUUACCCUUCAGCUGUUACGAAACGGACAUUGAAGCCUUCAAAGAUGAUCCAACUUAUGGUCGAAUUUUGAGUAGAUCAAGUCGUUCCGAGUUAGCUUUGACUCUUGACGCUCCACCUAGCUUUUCACCAGAACUAAUAAGUGUUGAAUGGCUCUUCCAAAUUAACCCUUCGAAUGAUGAAUACUCAAGGAGCCAAGAAGCCAACUAUUCUACUUCUCCUCCAGAUGGAAUCCGUUUGUCAUGGAAGCCUCUUGUACUGACAGUGGCACACGGUGCAAUUUUGGGAUACACAGUGCAUAUUUUAGCGAACGAAAGUCAAUUCAGUCGCUCACUGCAUGUUUCUGCAGAUGUUCACUCAAAAGAUAUUCAAGGCUUGAAUCCAUUUGUUGAUUACGUUAUUUACAUAUCUGGAGUGAACUGCAGAGGAGAGGGAGUCCGCGGACCAGGGUAUCAUCUCCGGUCGGUUACCGCUGGGUUAAAAGGUCCUGCCAAGUCUUCUGGUUACGAAGUAAAUAUUUUCGAACACUUCACGUUUCCUUCAUGGGCUUAUGUUUUACUUUGUGGUUUCAUUAUCUUUUGGAUUAUAUUUGGUUUGCUGAUUCACUUUGUCGUUCGCCAAACGUCGAAAAAACAGUGUUUCAAAUCUUCAACUCAUUAUUUUACUUCUGGUUCCAACAUGAACCUUCAAAAUCGGAAAUCUGCCCAGAGCAUUGGAAUACGUGAAUUUAGUUUUGGGAUUUGUUGCACAUCUAUGGCUUUUCGGAAAAGUAAAUCAGGUCUUCAUUCCGAUGCAGAUAAAACCAUGGGUGUCAUUCUGUUAAACAACGGACAACAAGAAAUAGGAACAGGUCAUUUACUUAAUCGUUUGGGUUCGUCUCAGUCUAAAUUGUAUGGUGAUAAACCUGUAUCUGAUGGUAAGUCAGUAACUUUACGUACAACGUCUUGCAAAAAUGAAUUAUCUUCUACAGGAUGUACACAUAUCCCGUCGCAGUCGUUUGAAAUCAGUAAUCACAACUUGAUUGGUAAUGAAGAUAUUGAAAUAUAUGGUAAUAAUGAACCUUCUGUUUGCUCCAAAAAUGUGAUUCACUUGCCUUCAGUUGUGACGAAAUUAACACCGGUAUCUAGUGGCACUACAACUGUUCCAAGCCAGCAUGAUUUAGUUGAGGAAAAUUUGCGCAAUGACAUUCAUUCUGUUAGUAGGCCGAAACUACCGGACUCCAUAAAUAUACCUUUCCCUGUUCCUCCAGUUCGUCAGUCCAACUUAUACAGCAGUACACAAAAUUUUCAGUACAGGAGCAGUUUAUUAGAAUUACCGAACUCUCCAGAUUUAUUUAUGCCAUCCAAUAUUUAUGCGGCGAACCAAUUAGAUGAACCUGAAAGUCCAAGAAAUUUCACAUCUGAAGAUACUGUGCCAGCUUACGCGAGUUGUUCGGUAUUCAGUGUCUGCAAAACAGAGCCGAAUGAUCAUACUGGGACAUCAGGAGUUAUGCUUGUGCAUAACAAUAAUAAUUUGUGCUUGCAACCAAAGGAAGAUAAUGACCUUGGCGAUCACCUAAAGUCAGUAGAACCUUCUGGGCUUAUUAAUAACAAUCAUUCAUCGGUAUCUAAUUGUAAUUGGCAAUUUAUUCCACAUAGUCCAAUAAUUCGUGAAGAAAAAACACAAAACAUAAUUCCUCCACCUCCUGAAUAUCCGCCUCCACCUUUACCAUCAAGUUCAUCGAAAUUAUCUGGUCUUCCGAAUUUAUGGAUUCCAAAUUCUGGGAUGGGAGAACUUUUUCAAAGACCUGAAUUAAGAGAUCAUCACUUACGUUUUGUUUCAGAUGAUAGUAGUCUACCAAGUGGUGGAACUUAUCUGUCAAACUGUUACUCGCCUACAUCAGGGGCUUAUGCUGAAACUCAUCAAGUUUCGUGUGCAAUUCCAAACCAAAAUAUUCGCUUUCAUGGGAUCGGUUCUUGUAUCGUUAAUAAUCAGGCAAAUAGUUUCUAUGAAUUAUCUCCAUCGAACCAGAUCAAACCAUAUCUAUCUCCAAAUGGUCAGAAAUCUGAACAUCUUCGUGAGUCUACAUGCUUUUUGAGUGGGGUACAUCGUCUUAGUCCAUUGGGCCGUGCUUAUCCAAACACGUCAGUCAUCAUCAAUCCAGGACAGUUUGAAUCACAUAUGCGUGUCAAAAAUUGUCAGUCACUUACUGAUGGUAGUGGGAAUGCUGGAAGUAGCAGUAGCGUAUUAUCAGGUACAAGCGGUUUGGGGAGUACCGCCAUUGGAAGUGGAAGUGCUAAAUGUCCAGGAUAUCGGCAUCCUAGUGAAUCACAACAUGGAGUUAAUGGACUUACUUCCGGUAGCGAUUCAUCGAACUGUUCAAACCUGCAAAGAAGCAUGAUGCAUCGAAAUAAUAUUACAUCGUCGCCAUUUUCUUCUCCAUCAGAACAGCAAAUCGUUCACUCCAAUUCAAAGCCUUUAUUGUUGUCAUGCAAUGCAUCGUCGUCCUCUUCAUCGACUUCAAAGCAUGAAAUUACUAAAGAAGUGGGGCAUUUUUCUCGUCAUCCAAAUAAUACUGAUAAUAAUACUUCACUAUCAAAAUCCUUUCAGUAUGCCAUACCAGAAAAUAUUUUGUCUAACAACUGUAUGCAGUUAUCUUCGUCAUUUAAAUAUAAUGAACUUCCACAACGAAAUCAGCAACAAUCGAAGAAUUCACUUGUUGUUUGUAAUCCAGUUAUCUCGGGUCUUACAAGUUCUCAUGAACUCCCUGGGUUCUCAUCACAACAACCUUUACCUAACACAACAGCAUUAAAUCAUACUCAUCAUUUUUCAGAGUCUAUUAUUGAUGGUGAUUAUGACAAUAAGAUUCAUAAAUCUUCACCAUCAUCAACCACAAUGCUGGUAUCGAGUCGUAGUUCAGAUAAGCCAGCUACUGGUAAUGGUAGACAAAGUAGAACUAUUCGAACUUGAUCAUUUAUAUUGAAUGGAAUGUCUUGCAGAUGUUUAAUUCACACACUUUCUUUCUCCUAUUAGUCUGUUAGUUAAUUUACUACCUUAUGUAUAUAUACAUCGAUUUUCACUGGUUUUUCACUAUGAUAAGUUGCAUUGUUUUCACUGACUUGUACUUCAUUUAAUUUCAGCUCGCAUUAUUUAUUACACACGUAUUUAUCACGUACGUACAAACGAG